Gossypium arboreum is the source of this 1680-nucleotide messenger RNA. Its product is annotated as gibberellin 2-beta-dioxygenase 2-like. The transcript is spliced from 3 exons. The coding region runs from base 73 to 1137 and encodes 354 amino acids. The record is from RefSeq and is a predicted model, not a curated record. Lineage: Eukaryota; Viridiplantae; Streptophyta; Magnoliopsida; Malvales; Malvaceae. Gene Ontology annotation, biological process: response to light stimulus; gibberellin catabolic process.
AAAUUAUGGAAUUUUUAUAAUCACAACCCCUAUCCGUCUCUCUUGUAUAAAUCGUAAGCAAAUUCCACGGCCAUGAUUCCACGUCUUCCAAGUUCCAACUCUUAUCAUCAUAGGCUCAAAAGUUUAAGAAGAAAUAUGGUAGUGCAGUCGCCUGUUCCCGUGAGAACCAAGAAAACCAAGGCAGUAGGGAUUCCUACACUUGAUCUUUCUCUUGACAGGUCCAUAGUGUCGAAGCUGGUCGUCGAAGCUUGUGAAGACUAUGGAUUUUUUAAGGUCACUAACCAUGGCGUCCCAAGGGAGAUAAUCUCCAGAUUGGAAGACGAGGGGUUUCGGUUUUUCAACAAACCGGCUCCCGAUAAGCAACAGGCGGUGCCUGCCGGCAGUUUUGGUUAUGGUUCCAAAAACAUUGGCCUCCAUGGCGAUAAGGGUGAGCUUGAGUAUCUUCUCCUCCCCACCAAUCCUUGCUCCAUUGUCCAAACAUCCAAUACCAUCUCCCAGGAGCCUAAAAAUUUCAGUAGUGCUGCGAAUGAGUACAUAAAAGCAGUGAGGGAGUUAGCAAGCGAGAUUCUAGAUCUAGUGGCUGAGGGUCUAUGGCUCCAAGACAAGUACGCCUUCAGUAAACUAAUCACAGACGUCGAAAGCGACUCCAUAUUACGGUUCAACCAUUAUCCUCCCCUAUCUUCAACACCAUGCAAAGACGAUGUUGAAGUUGGGUUCGGCGAGCAUUCCGACCCUCAGAUCCUCACCAUUUUUCGAUCCAAUGAUGUUGGUGGCCUCCAAAUCGCUUUGCGUGAUGGGUUUUGGAUCCCAGUCCCCCCUGACCCUACCCAAUUCUUCGUCAUCGUCGGAGAUGCCUUGCGGGUUUUGACAAACGAGAGAUUUAGGAGCGCUAGACAUAGAGCAAUGGCGAAUUCAACUGAAAAUUCAAGAAUGUCAAUCAUGUACUUCGGGGCACCUCCGCUUAACACAACCAUCUCCCCACUCCCACAACUGGUCUCAUCGGAAAAUCCCAGCCUGUACAAGCCCUUUACUUGGGGUGACUACAAGAAAGCUGCCUACUCCUUACGCUUGGGGGAUCCACGUCUUGACCUUUUCAAGGCUUCAUUCAUUUCCACCAAUCAAAUCCAUAUUAUGUAAAGUAUAUGUAGGCCUCAACUUGAUGGGGGAUUUCAUUCUAUUUAUAUUAGCUCUGGAAAUUUUCUUUUAUCUGAUGCCCUUCUUUAGUCCUAACUAAUUUAAGGGAUAUCUACAGGUAGACUGUCUUUGCUGUUGGCCAAGAAUGGCUCACCUAGCCAAUUGCGCCAUAUUUUUAUCCAUCAUUCCAUUUUUUUUUUGUUGCAAAAUUUUCAAAUGUAGACAUUAACAGUUAAGAAAAAAAAUUGCAGUUACUGCACAUGCUAAAACAAGCAUUAAAGAAUCCAAAGGAAUCUGGUAUCUUUAUAUUUAAAGAUUAAAUAAACCGACUUAACCUGUUAAUUUCCAUCAAGAAAGGAAUGGCCUCGAGAUUGGGGAAAACAUUGUUUUUUUCCAACUACCAAGAACAACAAUGGAAACCGAAAAUUUUAUCAAUUAUUCUUAAACUACAAGAAGCAACAAAUGACAAAGUUUGCAAGAAACAAAAGAACACGAUAAACCAAAACAUUUUAACGGACGUAGAAACAUCAAUAAUUCCGAAAGGGG